UUAAACAUUGUGUUGCAUUUUUUUGUAGGUUUGGUUUAGAGUUUUUAUUGUAUUGGCGCCAGUUUUCAGAGUUUAGCGACUGAUUUUAGUGCAAUAACGAGGCAGAGAGUGCGGAGCACCAGGCCCGUGAUCAUGGACAAGUUUCUGCUGCGCAAUCCCACAUGGAAGACGAAGACGUACGGCUCGAUCGCGGCCAGUUCCGCCAAAUCCGUGGCGUCGCCGAUCCGCCGACCGUUGCAGGAUUCAAAUCUGCCGGACUCCAGGUCCAAACCGUCGCCCCUGACACCCAAAUCUCAAUCUCAGGUCCCAGCAGAUGACCAGGUGGCCAAGGAUCGGCUGAUGCUCAAGCCCGUCCAAGCCGUCUCGAAGGCAAUCUCCCAGCACCGCUCCGAGUUCCAGAAGGAUCAGGACAAGGACGAGGCGGCCGGAUCGGUAGUAGCUUCUCCAAACGGAGCAGCCUGCGCCACGCCCACCAGAAAGGAGGGACAUUGGGCGCGACUGCAGCAAGAUCUCAACAGCCCCAAUGCUGCACUGCGUCUGCGCGCUAUUCGUGCCUUAAAGAGCCCCACUACGUCAUCGUACAACACCUUCGAUGUGCCCCUUGCCGAACAGAGCAUCAUCACCAUGGAGGAACGCAAUCCCAAGGAGCCACCCACCCUGUCUGAGAUGCUCAAGGACAUAGUUGUCUACGUGGAGGUGCGAACCGGAAACGACAAUCGUUCCGAGGGCGUAAAAACAAUCAUAGCCAAGAUGGGAGCCCAAGUCAAAGAUCGCCUAUCGCGCUCCAUUACCCAUGUUGUCUUCAAGGAUGGCCAGCUCUCAACUUAUAAAAAAGCCGCGGAGUGGAAAAUACCCGUCGUUUCGAUUCUGUGGAUUGAGGCCUGCAAGGUGCAGCGCAAAAUCUGUGAUCCCAGCAAGUUUCCCAUCAGCAACAUACGCAUGUACGAGUAUCCAGAGCUUUUCGGAAAGAUGCCGCGCGUCAAGUUUAUGCAGCCGGAUUCAGAAUUAAAUCAGCGUCCAAAAAAACGUCAGGGAACGCCCACAUCCUCCAAGGAUAAUGAGCCAGGAUCGGCCAACAAGCGAGCACAACCGGGAACUCCUACCACUACACCAAAGAAUGACAUCAGCCGCUUCUUCAGGGGCCUUAACAGCAACAAAGCUUCAAAUGAUGAGGUAAUCGAGUCACCAGCCACCAAACUACUAAACAGGAUAAGCAAUGGCUGCUACACUCCCUUACAAGCAUUUUCUCCGUCGCAACAAAAGGGAACCAAUGGCAGUGGAGAUGCUGUGGCCGAAAAAGUGCAGGCCCAGAAGAGCUUGCAAUUCGGAGAGCAGUCGGUCAGCAAUACCCCUCAGCCGAUUCCAUCGAGCAUGCCUAGGCCACGGCGGAGUACAGUGGAUCCGCCUCCGGUGAUGACUCCUCCAGUGCGCACCAGUCGCCGACGCAGCUGCGUGGCAGAAAUCAGCAGUCCGGCCGCAUUGGAACCAAGAAUGACUCGUCGCAGGAGCUCGCUCCUCGUAGGCGUUGUUACCACGGCAGUACAGGAAACUGCACCGGCUCCAUCUUCAGCUAUGGAGCCCAGGAUGACACGUCGCAGGAGCUCCUUACUAGUAGCGGCCAAACAACCCCAAGAACCGGCCCAAAAGCAAACCAUUCAAACCAUUACCGAGGAGCUGGCUCCCAUUGCAAAGGGCAGGAAUUCGCUAGUAAUGAAAGAUAACAAGAUAACCAACCAAACGAAUUGCGUAGAACAGUCGAUAGAGAUUUCCGCCGUGGAGGCGGAAGCAUCUUACAAAGCGGACAGGCGAGGCACCCUUUACGCCUCCGAAUGGAUGGACAUAAGUACUGCCCGGCGCCGCAACGUGGCCACAUCCAGCUCUGAGCUGCAAGACGAAAACGUUGCCCUGGCCAGGCAAUCGCUUAACAACAUAACCACGCAGACAUCCAAUUCCACCAUGGAGGAGCCACUGACGCCGCUUUUCAGCUCUACGCGUCUUCCCAGCGGACAGUCCACGGGGAAUCGGAGGCGCACCAUUUUCAACCUGGAUAUGGAGGUGAUAAACGAGAGCAUCGAAAGGAUCAACCAGUCGCAUCGCAGAUCUCUGGCCAUGGCAAAUGAGGCGGAGUUGGGCGAGUGUCGCAUAGUGUCGGAGGCAGAGCAACCGCAGGCGGAGGCGAUCCCAUCACAGGAGCCCAAAAGGCGGCGCCUUUUCAAUCCAAAUGACGAGGUGGUCAUUUCGCCACCGAAAAGCAAUAGAAAGAGUCGUCUUAGCAUCACUGCCUCGUCGGGCUCCGUUCAGAAGCGUCGUCGAUCGCUGGCAACUCCUGCUAGAAUCUCCUCUUCGGAUAUAGUUUUACCGGUUCCUGCUCCUAAAACAAUCACUACCACGCAGGAAGAGGAAUCAAACGAACAUUUUUUAACUCCCGAGCCUUCGGAGAAUGCCAUUCCUGAACUAGAAGAUUCCUUACUAGACGCAGAGGAAGUAGCAGACAAGCCAAAGGGCAAACCACGUUCCCGGAUUCGCACUCUCGUGCACACCAACAUGCACCAGGAGCAGAUCCAGGUUAUCCACAAGGCCCUGCGCAAGUUGCGCGGCAUGCGUCUGGAUCCGACCGUGACCCAGCGCACAACCCACCUGAUUAGUCUGGAGCCGCGGCGAACCCUUAACCUCCUGCGAGGGUUGAUGCGUGGCGUCUGGAUCGUAAGCUACCAAUGGGUGUUGGCAUCGAUUCGGGCCGGCAAGUGGAUCGGCGAGGAGCCCUACGAGCUCACCCGGUUCUCGCGGGCUAUCCAGAUUUGCCGCACCGAGCGCCAGGCCUUUGGCGUCCACUACCAGUGCGAGUUGUUCCGCUUCAUGGAACCCUUCUAUGUGUCUUCGCUCUGCCCACCCGUGCAAUUCAACAACAUGAAAGAGCUGCUCCUGCUUGGCGGCGCCACUUUAACUGAGAACCGCUUCAAGGCCAAGUACGUCAUCGGGGACAAGCGACGGGCCGAGGACGAGCGCAUCUAUCUGGAUCCCUACUGGGUGCUCGACAGCAUCACCAACAUGCAGAUCCAGCGGUUCGGCAAGUACCUGAUGAAGUGCGCUAUUAUCUCGGCCGAUGGCAUACGGUACGAGGAUCCCAAGGAACGCCUGAUGGAGGCCCAAUCCCAGAGACGGAAUCAUGACUACAUCGAUCCACCAUUGGUGUUGGACAAAUAGAGAUCCCGGGUACCAUUCACGUAUUUUUCGCUGUCAUAAAAGUCGUAUUUUUAAAGCAUUUUAUAUAUUUUUUUCGUUCAAAACUUUAUAAAUACGCCUAUGUAAAUAUAGUUAAAUUUAAUAACUCAA
Molecule: messenger RNA, 3333 nt
Organism: Drosophila rhopaloa
Lineage: Eukaryota; Metazoa; Arthropoda; Insecta; Diptera; Drosophilidae
Exons: 9
Coding region: 133-3204 (1023 amino acids)
Biological process (GO): mitotic cell cycle
Source: RefSeq, a predicted model, not a curated record